Molecule: messenger RNA, 1652 nt
Organism: Papaver somniferum (opium poppy)
Lineage: Eukaryota; Viridiplantae; Streptophyta; Magnoliopsida; Ranunculales; Papaveraceae
Exons: 7
Coding region: 122-898 (258 amino acids)
Source: RefSeq, a predicted model, not a curated record
GAGAUUUUGCUGAUAUUGGUUUUUUGGGGAUUUUGUUAGAGCUGAGAAAGUAUUUGAGGGGAAAUUAUAUCUGGGACUUCGAAUUCCUGAUCAUGAUACUGGUUCUAGACAAAACAUUGAUAUGGUUGUCACCAAAGAGAAAGUAGUGGUGAUCCAUGUUAAGAACUUUUCUGGGCAUGUAAAGAUUGAUUCAGAUGGUAGUUGGAUUUGUGCUGGAGGAGAAAAACAACCAAAAUUAGAGAAUCAUCCAAAUCCUGUGGUGGAGGCUAAAAGGCAAGUUGAAGUACUUGAAUCAUACUUUGAACAAAGAGGAGUUGAACUGCCAAAUGGAUAUGUAACUUGUAGAGUUGUACUUUCAAACCCCAGCUGCAGGGCUCUUCCUUUCAUUGAUUUCCCACCAGAGGUUGUUCCGUUUGAUCAGUUGAUAACGCCUCAGCCAGAAACAAAAGAUGUGUUUACUGGUUGGAAUUCUCGGAUUAAGGAGGCAUUUCGUGGAGGAAAGAAAGAAGAUCUAGAUAGGAUCAAUCGGUUCAAUCAACAGCUGCAUUUUGUUCUAAGCACAGCUCCGAUGUGGGAUAAGUUUGAGCUGGAGGGAAAUAAACAUCUUCUUGGAGAAUUCCUUAGAUUUGAAGGGAAGGAUGUAUGGGCUUUGAGACAGAUUAAGAGAUCCAAAGUUAGUCGAUUGGUUAUCCAAAAGUCAGCGAUGUUUGGCUUCGGUUGUUCAGAGUUCCAAGUGCUGUACUCAGCCCGAGAUUAUCGAAGUCAGGGGGCUUCAGGUUCUAAAUGGAAGGAAGUAACGGUGAAAUCAAGUAUAGAAGUACUUUUUCAACAACAGAAUUCUACUAAAGUUCGCAAGUUCAAACUUUCUUCAAUCACUUCUAUGUCACUGUCUGCAUGAAAAAUGUAUUUCCAGUUGACAGAUACAUACGGUACAGAGCAUUGUAAGGACUAUAUUUGUUUUCCUGGUUCAUGUACCUACGCUCCGGAUAUGAUAAUCUUAGGGAGGUCUGUAGUGCUUAUGGCUGCUAGCUUUUCCUAAAUCAUGGUUUAUCACAAGAUAUGAUGGUUUGUCAUAAGAUCGGUUAGCAUUUGGUUCCUUACUUUCCACUUGCAACAUGAGGGUUUGCUGCGCAGGAUUAUACUUUGCCUAGGCGGCUAUUCUGCUUUACAUAGGCGGUUUAUACAGUCCAUGCGACAUGAAGGUUUGUUGCGUAGGUAAGGUGGCGUAUAUACAUCUACAGGGGAUUCUUGAAUUACUUUGGAGAAGCAAGAUCUGCUCCAGUUCUCUUUAGCUGUACGUCCCGUCCCUGCUCUUGCAUCCUUGUUGGCUCCGUGUCUGUUGGUUUUGCUCCUGUCUUUGUUGUGCCGCCGGGACUUUUAGUGCUUGCAGUCCUGUUCUGCUCCGAAUAUUCUGCCAUUUUGUUCCCCAAUCUGGAUUUCGUUCGCUGGUUUCUUAAGGUCAUUGUUCUUCCUUAGUCGUCCCCAGGAGUAGCCUGCAUCUCAUGGAGAUCUCACAAAUCUACUCUCUUGAUACGACCAGUCUAUACUAUAAACUAUAAAGAACUGUAAAGUUGUUUGGGGUCUCAGUAAUUCUGGAUUCAUGGUUGCGUCUAAUUUGGUGUUUAUCUGGAAAGAUUCUUUUUUAUAAAAAA